AUGCCCAUGAUGAACCACGGUAAAGAUUUUCUCAGCUGGGUUGACCCUGAUACGUCUCUCAAAAUUUUCAAGUGUCUAGAUGAUCCAGCAGAUCUAGUCCGUGUCAGCUGCGUGUCACGAUCUUGGAGAGGCUUUGUGGUUGCAAACGGCCUUUCUAAGCAGUUGUGCUUGAGAAUGUUUCCUCAAUUAUCUAGAGUUGCCUGUGUUGUUGAACUAAACCAGGACGGAGUGAAGGAACACACAGAGGUUGGAUCUAGCCAUUCUAAUGAAUGUCUAGCUCUAUGGAAAGAUCAUAGAGUCUAUAGUUAUCUUGCUAGAUCCUGCUUAUCACCUGUUGCUACAGAUUGCAUAGCUACGGCAAUCAGUGCUUCUAGCACUGAUAAUUUCCCUCAGGAGAGUAUUGAUAAUACUCUAGAUGAAAGAGACAACAUUUCUGGUAGAUUUUCCUAUUGGUCGAGUAGCGGACAAAGCAAUCCCAAUGUGCCUGAGACAUUAACAUACCAGUUAGCUUCUCAAAUAUGUGUUAUUACAGAAAUUAAUAUUCAGCCUUUCCAAGCUCACUUUCAGAUGGGGUCACCAAUAUAUUCAGCAAAAUCUGUUAGGUUUAAAAUGGGUCAUCUUAAAGCCUCUUUAGAUGAUUUAAGUGAUGUGUUUGUUUGGACCUAUACAUCACCAGAGUUUCCAAUGGCUCAGGAAAACCGGCUACAGAAGUUCAAGCUUCCAGAACCUGUUCUAUGUAUUGGUGGUAUCUUGCAGAUUGAGCUUUUGGAAAGGGUGCAGAGCCAAGAAAUGGAUGGCUUACUAUACAUUUGUAUUACUCAUGUUCAAGCUCUAGGGAUUAAGUUGUCACCAGCAUUUUCUGUUGAUAUUCUUGGGCCCUCUGGGAAGUUUGUGUUGAAGAGAGACCACAUGACUAACAACAGUCAACCCCCAGUGACAUCUGAAAAUGAGACUGGAGCAGCAUUAACUGAUAGAGAUUUCCAACAGAUUGUGACUAUAUUGCGGGGACAUGUAAUGGAAGUAGGAGCCGGGGAUGGUUGGGAAGAGAUGGAAUAUGAAGUUGAUGAUAUUGAUGAAGAUAAUGCCUUCUGA
Lathyrus sativus (Indian pea) is the source of this 1092-nucleotide messenger RNA. The record is from the annotation of a GenBank genome assembly. Lineage: Eukaryota; Viridiplantae; Streptophyta; Magnoliopsida; Fabales; Fabaceae.